Messenger RNA from Rhodamnia argentea, 654 nucleotides. RefSeq lists its product as uncharacterized. The transcript has a single exon. Gene Ontology annotation, molecular function: RNA-DNA hybrid ribonuclease activity; nucleic acid binding. The record is from RefSeq and is a predicted model, not a curated record. NCBI's taxonomy places the organism in Eukaryota, Viridiplantae, Streptophyta, Magnoliopsida, Myrtales, Myrtaceae. The coding region runs from base 1 to 654 and encodes 217 amino acids.
AUGGGGCAAUAUACUUUGCAUUACCGGAUACUACUUGUAACGGAGUGUGAUCCCAUCAAGUACUUGGUCAAUCAACCUGCUUUGGUUGGAAAACUAGCAAAGUGGCAAAUUCUCAUCUCAGAAUUCGAUGUUCAGUUUUUGUCUCAAAAAUCAGUCAAAAGACUAGUAAUUACUGAUGUCUUGGCCGAGGAUCCUAGGCCAAAUAAGGAUCUGGAUCCGCCGGAGGACAAAGUCAUGCCAAUUAAUGAGUGUGUAUGGACCAUAUAUUUUGAUGGGGCUGUAAACUUAUCAGGAUCCGGUACUAGGGCAAUUUCAAUAUCCCUAGGCGGACAACAUUAUCCUGUGGCAGUGAAAUUAAUAUUUCCUUGCACGAACAAUAUUGUUGAGUAUGAAGCAUGCAUCCUUAGGUUACAAGCUGCAAUCGAAAUGGGAGUAGCUCGACUUAAGGUGUUCGGAGAUUCGGGCCUCAUUAUUCUUCAAAUCGUUGGUAAGUGGCAAACUAGAGAUGCCAAGUUGCAGCCUUAUCAUGCCUAUUUAGAGGAGUUGGUGGAAGAGUUUGAAGACAUUUUGUUUGAAUACUUGUCGAGGACUCAAAACCAUUUGCCGAUGCUUUGGCUACAUUAUCGGCAGUGCUAUAGGUCACGAGUGGACUAG